Heterobasidion irregulare TC 32-1 is the source of this 1512-nucleotide messenger RNA. RefSeq lists its product as uncharacterized. Lineage: Eukaryota; Fungi; Basidiomycota; Agaricomycetes; Russulales; Bondarzewiaceae. The record is from RefSeq and is a predicted model, not a curated record. The transcript is spliced from 3 exons. Bases 48 to 983 code for a protein of 311 amino acids.
ACAGCCCACACCUAUCUCAUCGGCGACUGUCCUGUAGAAGUUCGUCCAUGUUGUCGUCCAUGUCCUCGCCCGUCUCCUCGACGCCUUCUUCCCCACGAGGCGCGCCUUCCCCGCUGAGUGGUCUAUCGUCGCCAUCCUCUUCUUCUCCUCGCCUUCCACGUGUGCGCUCGCGCCCCCGUCUCACACCCCGCCCAUCCCUCGAUCGCAUCGCAGAAGAGGCAUCACCCGAGGCUGAUACAGUCCCCCAUCCGACCUCUGCACCACCCGUAUCCAUGAUGGUGAAGUCCCCGAGCUCCCCCGCUUUGGCCCGCGUGAAAGAUCAGUGGGAUGGGCCAGGGAGCGUGAACUACGCCGGGACAGAGCCAAAGAGACGCAGUUGGAGGCCACCGCAGUGGAAUGGGAAGAGGGGGAUCGCUGUCGGGCAUGAGAUGAAGGAGAGCUGUGGAAUCUGUUUCGAGACGGCGGUGAAGCCGAACAAGACCAGGUGUUGCGGGCAAUUGUUCUGCUUCCAACACUUGUCUGACUGGCUCUCAAGUCAUGGUUCCGAUGGUCGCUGCCCGACGUGCCGCGUCCCUUGUUCGCUCGAGCACGACACGAUUUACCUGCACCCCCCACCACGCAUACUCGCCCCGCGCCCAAAUAGGCGCCGCUCGAGCAGUGCUGGGCGCUCUCGCCGGCCCGCCGGGGCCGCGCCCCAACACCGCCCAUCAAGCCCUGAGCCGAGCUCAUCGACGACGUACGAUAGCAGCGCCUCGUCGUCUUCCGAUAGCGAGCACACCACCAUGCGGGGACGGAGACAGACCGCACCGGCGCUGCUGCCGCCGCUGGGGCUGUCGCUGUCGGUACCGAUGCAUGCGGCGUCGUCUGAGCAACUGUUGCUCUCGCCGAUCUCGCAGCAGCCCGAGGAAGUGCUGUUGCGCGGGGCUGCGCGGGCCUUGACGCUCGUGGGCGGUGCGCUUGUGCUGGGUGCGUUGUUGUACUGAGCGAGGGGGUGUAUUUUUAGAGAGGGCGUGUAGCGUUAAAUUAGAUCGUAGAGCUGUUUUCCCCCUUGUUUUCCUCUGCUUUCCCCGGUGCGUUUUCAUUCGGGUGUAUUUUUAGUUCUCCAAGUCUGGCCUGUCUGGCGGGCCUGACUCUCGGGUGUUGUUGCUGAUAGGCGCCCUUCUGCUGCCUGCUGUUCGCUGGUAUAUGUACAGUAUGUACCCGACUGUGGAAUGUUCAAUAUUCACAAACGAGGACUCGGUGAGGUCGAUGUCCGAGGUGAGUCGAGCACUCUACCGCACGAUGAGCAAUAGUCUCGAUGAGCUGUAUCUUAUUGCCUCGUUGAUCUUGAUGAGUGGAUGGUCGGAGAUCACGGGUUGCUAUGGUGGAAGGCUUUCACCCCUUGGCGCAGCGCAUUCCGUGACGAGCGACGCUGCUUUGUGAUCUCGAACCCAUCACGGACGGGCGGGCGCCGUUGCUCAAUGUGCAAGCAGCUGCUGUACGAAGGUGAGCAAGGGAGUCGACCCAAUGGGG